GUUAUAUUUGAAAAAAUUGAAAAAACAAACGAUGAAAAUGAUCCAUUUAUUAGCGUAGUUAGUGUAUGGUAUGAUAACGUCUGCAGUUUUAUGUAUAUUAAUCCUGAAUUUGAAAUAUCCACUAUAAUUAUUCAUAUUAAUCAUUAUAUGAUGCGUAACUAUGUAAUGACUAGUCAGUAUAAAUUCUAUUUAAAUCAACUUCAUCAAUCACCGUUAUCACAGUCCAUAUUUACUGCUAAACAGUUAUUUUAUAUAAAAACAUGUUCAUUACUUAUAAGUGCAUAUUUAUAUACAAAAACUCAAGAUUUUCCUUAUACUCUUGAAGAAUUAAUUCAGCAUUUUGGUGCUGAUAUCACACAAAUAAUCAUUCUUCAUACCUAUACUAUAGAAUCAUGGAACGCAGAGUUACUGAGUUGUAUUACAAGUCUUAGUGCCCUUUUUUCUACUUGUUAUUGGUGGGGAGGAGAGAAAGAAUCACAAGCCAAAAUAGUUUUUCUGACUGAAUCAGCAACCUGUGAAUAUAUCGAUGCACUCAUUCGUAUAAUUGACUAUAAGCCGAUUUCUCAAUCUAUUGAGAUAAAACGAACAAAUGAUCUAACGAUUCUUUUAGAGAUAACUUUAUUUCGAAUACUAAAUAUAGCACAAAAUGGCAAUUUUCUUUGGUUUCUACGUUCAAAGACUUCGCUACCCGAUACACUUUUAACCAUUGCUAAAACAUCACCUUGUGAUAAAAUACGCUUAUCUAUAUAUGCAAUACUUGGUGAAAUUCUAUGUGAUAAAAGUUUGAAAGAGUUGGAAAUAUCCGAUAGUGCCAGUAGUUUUUUCUUUAAUGCAUUUGAACAAGCAUGGGAACGUCCAUCAAAAAAGUUUCAACAAGUACCAUUGUUGCUUCUACUAAAAUGUUUGAUGAAUUUUUCUAAAAUCGAUGCUUUUCAACAGCAAAUAGCUAAUACAAAUAAAGUAUUACUUCUGAUUGAAAUGUGUGAUCAAUAUCCAAUAGUAUAUGAUAUUCUAUGGGCACUCUCAUUCAAUCAUGAUAUUCAACAACAACUUCAUUCAAAUACAUCAUUUAUAACAAAAUUAGCUCAUCUACCGAAAGAAUAUGAUAAUCAAAUACGAAAAAGUGCACAUGGAAUAUUAUGGAACUUAAAAAUAAGCCAUGAAGAUCGUACAACAUUAGCAGUUAGUAAUGAAAAAACUUUUGACAUUAUGAUUAGUUAUUCACAUAAAAAUGAAACCAUUUGUAAACAAAUUUAUAAUGAACUUAUCAAUAGUGGUUAUCGUGUAUGGAUUGAUUUUGAUCAAAUACAUGGUAAUGUUAUGGAUGCAAUGGCA
This is a messenger RNA of Rotaria sp. Silwood1, 1335 nucleotides long. The record is from the annotation of a GenBank genome assembly. NCBI's taxonomy places the organism in Eukaryota, Metazoa, Rotifera, Eurotatoria, Philodinida, Philodinidae.